AUGCAUUUCAGGCAUUUUACCAGACAGAACUGGCAGACGUUCCGCCGACGCCCGCUAGCUGAGAUCUCCGGCGCAGUCGGUGACCUUGGGACCUUUCUCCCCAUCCUUAUCGCGUUGACCAUAAAUGGAUCAAUCUCCCUGCCGAGCACACUAGUGUUUUCAGGAAUAUGGAAUAUCCUCACAGGUCUGUUCUUCGGCAUCCCGCUGCCUGUGCAGCCCAUGAAGGCCAUCGCGGCCGUGGCGAUUGCGGGGAAGUAUAAUGCUGGCCAGGUUGCUGCUGCCGGCCUCUUUGUAGCCAUCUGCAUUUUACUAUUUAGCGUGACGGGAGCUUUGAAUUGGUUUUCGGGGAUGGUACCCAUCCCAGUCGUCAAGGGAAUACAGGUCGGAGCUGGUUUGUCGCUUGUUGUGUCUGCCGGAGCUACGUUAAAGGGCUCGUUAUCGUGGAUUGAGCCGUCGUGGGCGGAUAAUUAUAUCUGGAUGAUUGCUGCCUUUAUCGGCCUGGUAGUAACAAACGUCUACCGGCGGAUGCCUUACGGUCUGAGUGUGUUUAUUCUCGGGCUGGUGUUUGCAUUCAUACGCCUGGCAGUAUCGGACCAUGGCAUCUUACCUGGCUUCCGUCUCUGGAGGCCAUGGCUUACGGUCCCGAAUUUACUCGAUUGGAAUGCAGGCAUUCUUGACGCUGGGGUUGGUCAGGUACCGCUUACGACACUGAACUCCGUCAUUGCCGUUGUGCAUCUUGCUGCAGACCUGCUGCCGGACGUACAGACACCGACGGUGACAGAGAUUGGGCUGAGUGUGGCUGCCAUGAACGUGAUUGGCAUAUGGUUUGGCUCGAUGCCGGUGUGUCAUGGAUCCGGCGGCCUUGCAGCUCAGUAUCGAUUUGGUGCUCGUUCUGGCGCAAGUGUUGUUUUCCUGGGACUCGUCAAGGUUGUCGUCGGUCUGCUGUUUGGCAACACGAUUGUCGACCUCCUAGCAAAGUUUCCAGUGGCACUUUUGAGUGUAAUGGUGAUUGCAGCAGGCCUUGAGCUGGCUAGCGUGGGUGAGUCGUUGAAUACUUCCUCGGCAUGGGAUUUGAACGGACACGGCGGUAGCGGAGGCCUAACCGGAGCGAUCUCUGAGGUGUCGCUGGGCGCUGACGAGCGGAAAAAAAGAUGGACAGUGAUGAUUGUCACAGUCGGGGUGCUGGUUGCAUUCAAGAACGAUGGGCUGGGAUUUGUAGCUGGAAUGCUGUGCCACUGGACAUAUGACAUCCCCGCUCUCAUAGACAGGCUUCGAUCUAGAUUCUCACACGGUAGGGUUAGACUGCCCACCGACAGCUGA
Molecule: messenger RNA, 1320 nt
Organism: Microsporum canis CBS 113480
Lineage: Eukaryota; Fungi; Ascomycota; Eurotiomycetes; Onygenales; Arthrodermataceae
Product: sulfate transporter
Exons: 1
Coding region: 1-1320 (439 amino acids)
Biological process (GO): molybdate ion transport
Molecular function (GO): molybdate ion transmembrane transporter activity
Source: RefSeq, a predicted model, not a curated record